Apaloderma vittatum (bar-tailed trogon) is the source of this 779-nucleotide messenger RNA. It is a transcript of the gene GRPEL2, whose product is annotated as GrpE-like 2, mitochondrial (E. coli). Gene Ontology annotation, molecular function: adenyl-nucleotide exchange factor activity; protein homodimerization activity; protein-folding chaperone binding. Gene Ontology annotation, cellular component: PAM complex, Tim23 associated import motor. The annotation marks the transcript as partial. NCBI's taxonomy places the organism in Eukaryota, Metazoa, Chordata, Aves, Trogoniformes, Trogonidae. Gene Ontology annotation, biological process: protein folding; protein import into mitochondrial matrix. The record is from RefSeq and is a predicted model, not a curated record. The transcript is spliced from 3 exons.
UUUGUAUUUCAGGGGGUCCCCCUGUGUUUUCAGCACUGCAGCUCAGCAGAGAAGUACAGGAGACGAGUGUGGCCCAGAAGAUCCUCGGGAUGAGCCCAAGCAUCCUCUUUCUGACUGCGCCUUGGAGCACAAAGCCAUCAAAUUGGAAGAACAAGUCCGGGAUUUAACUGAGCGAUACCGGAAAGCCUUGGCAGAUUCCGAGAAUGUCCGGAGGAGAACGCAGAAGUUUGUGGAAGAUGCCAAGCUCUUUGGGAUCCAGAGUUUCUGCAAGGACCUUGUGGAGGUAGCAGAUAUCUUGGAGAAGACUGCUGAGAGUGCCGCAGAAGAAGCGGAGCCUAGUAAUCCAAGUCCAACCCUGAAGAAAAUCUACGAAGGCCUCUCUCUCAUAGAGGCCAAAUUGCAAAGUGUAUUUGCCAAACACGGCCUUCAGAAGAUGAACCCUGUUGGUGGCAAAUACGAUCCAUAUGACCAUGAAAUAGUCUGCCACGUACCAGCUGAGGGAGUGCAGCCGGGCACGAUAGCACUGGUGACUCAGGAUGGCUACAAACUCCACGGUCGCACUAUCAGACAUGCACUCGUUGGCGUGGCGGUGGAGUCACAGGAAUGACAUGGGGUUAUCCGUUGGCAUCUGGGACCUUACUGAGCUGAGGACUUCUUAGCACUCAGCCGCAACCGCAGCAGCAUGUCUUUCCUUAUUUAUUAAGCUUGGUUUGUAUUGUAUGUUGGCUUCUUUAUAAUGUGUGCGGUCAUUUUGCCAUUAUUCCAAGGUACUUGUAUAU